Messenger RNA from Oryza sativa Japonica Group (Japanese rice), 2174 nucleotides. RefSeq lists its product as uncharacterized. Lineage: Eukaryota; Viridiplantae; Streptophyta; Magnoliopsida; Poales; Poaceae. The record is from RefSeq and is a predicted model, not a curated record. Gene Ontology annotation, molecular function: protein binding.
ACACGUAGCUUCUCGAAUUCUCCGGCGACUCUCCUACCGUCUCAGACCUAGACCUCGCAGGCGGAGGCGGAGGCGGAGGCGGAGGCGGCGGCGGCGGCGGCGGCGGCAGAGGUAUGGCACCUGUCUCUACGGGACCCAGAUUUAGGCGGAGGAAGUCUAAUGCACCGAGGGCAACAAGUCGAAAGCCGGACAGCGGGGUGCCUGUCGCUGCCGAUGCCGAUGCUGCGAAAGAGGGCGAUGCGCCGGGGUCGGGGUCGACGACGAGGGUGACCCGUUCGAGGGCAGCAAGGUGCCGGCCGGGGUCGCAGGAGCCCCUUCCACCACCAUCGGAGCGAUCCCGAUCCCGGAGGACGACGCUGGCCACUGAUACGGCAGUGAGAGAGCGCAAAAGGAUUCGGGCCAAUCUCAUUGAGGAGGAAAAACCGCUGACGAAGAUGGAGGAGGUAGGGGGGGAGGAGAUCUCGUCCGCACCGAGCUCUCCCCUCUGUGAGCCCUACUUGCCUGAUGACCAAGAGAUUGAUUUCGACACCAUUGAUCUUUACAAGAAGAAAUCAAAAGAAUUCCAUAAAAAAAGAGCUCAUCAACUUAGCUUUCCUACACUGAAUACGGAUGUAUCUUCUUCUUGUCUGCUUCACCCAAAGUUACUCGACAUCCGUGAAUCUGCAACAAAGUCGAUACUUGGUGCUGCAAAAUAUGUUCUGGGUCUUUCAUCUUGCAUUGAUGGAAAUCCCUUAGCACGCUGCUCUGGAUUUCUGAUUGAUUGGAAUGAAACAACGAAAGUUGGUGUUGUUAUUACAUCUGCUGAUAUUAUUUGCUCAGCAUCAUCCUUAGACCGUUGGUCUGGUGAUGAUGAAUAUUCUUAUUCUGCUAAGGUCUUUGUGCACCUACUGGACGACACCACGGUGGAGGGGCGCUUGAUUUAUGCUCAGACACACUACAAUCUUGCUUUGUUCGAGAUUAUAGUGGAAUCCCCAGUUCAGAUACCUAAUUUUACUUUCAACCUGAAUUAUGCUCAACAAAUAUUUGUGUUAGGAAGGGAUGAGAACUUGUGUCUAAGUAUAAGUCAUGGCAAAGUACAAUACUGCAAUCCGUUUUUGUGUGGUCGGCAUCACUACAUGUAUGUUGAUACUGCCACCCCUAAGUGUGCCUUGGGAGGGCUAGUCAUUGACUUUGAGGGGAGCACGGUGGGGAUUGCUUGUCAGACACAUGCUUUUAUUCCCUCCUCGAUACUUAUCAAGUGCUUACAUCUGUGGCGGAAGAUCCAGUGUAUCCCCCGCCCUCAACUUGGGGUCAAGCUUUCAGCCAUUAAAUUUCUGGACCUUCCUCAUAUAGAGAUGAUAUUACGCAAGAUCCAUAUUUGCGAUGGGCUCAUUGUCGAAGAAGUGUCAUCAGGGUCUACUAUUGAGAAACUGGGAGUCAGAGUCGGCGAUAUCAUUCAGCAUUUAAAUGGAGAAUGGGUUUCUGAUACAAUUCAGUUAGAAGAAAUGUUGCUGAGACUUUCUGAGGAUCAUUUUGACAAAGGAAAUGGUCUCAAUUCCACAUUGGACAUUAAAGUUGGUUUGUUUCACAUACGCAAUGGAGCUCGAAACACCAUAAAUUUGACGACAGUUGUCUCAGAAAAUGGAGAAGUUGUUAAGAGGGGUUCAUUCGCUGUUUCUGUCCCUACUCGGGAGGAGAUUUCUGCUAUGUACGCACUUCAGGAAGCAACUACAGGAUCUCCCAUGCUCACUACUGAAGAGAGGAAACCCACCUAAUCCAUAACUAGACCGGGCUUCGUUUUAAUCUGAUUCAUGCUAUUAUCAACUUGUACAUUGAUAGUCUCAUCAUACGCCUGUUACCUCUUCUACCUCUGCUAUUAAUAUCAACUUUUUUAACAAAGAUGGUCUAGUACACUACUGGCAUUUUCUGUUCUCUCAUGCAGUUUCUUGGAAUGUAACGUUUCUUUUAUAUCCUUUUGAGAUUCCUCAACCAUGUAGCUAUAGCUAUGUGUGGACAUGGAAAUCAUGUCCAUACAACAUGUUUAUAUGCAGAAAACUUCUAGCUUUAUAGUUACUUUGCAACUGGGAAGGUUAAAAUUAUGGUAUAUGCUAGAUGAUGUACUACGCUUUGCUGCGGAAUAUAUGAAUGAAUGUAUGUUGAAUGUAGUAAAAAUGAUGGAUGGAUUUUGGUUGAAA